GUUAGUUCACUAAUUACCUAGUUCAAAAAUGAAGAAAUAUUUCUUUUUAUUUUUUGUUUUUAUUCCAGGGUUUACUGUAGCUUCAGAUUGUUCUCUCUUCCUAGAGAACAAAAUCUGCGAGUUUUCUCCUUCAAACUUAGUUGAUUCUGUUGAAAACAGUGCCAAUGCAGCAGAUUGCCAGGCUGAGUGUUCAAGGAAUGUCAACUGUGGAAGUUUUACCUGGAUAUCUUUCUCUGAAUUACCCCCAGCCUGCUACCUUUUCAGGGACUGUGAUAAAACCAGUGAAUGUGAAGGAGAAUGUGAAUAUUCAGUGUCUGGUCCUGCCAGUCUAGGGUCUCCUGUAUACCCUGGGGAUUGUUGUAAUCAAAUAACAUAUGAUUAUGGAUGUCAACAAAAUUUCUUCAACACUAUUGCUGGUUUGCCUGGUAUUUCGGAUGCUGGAGUGUGUCAGUAUCUUUGUCAGAAUAAGAAGGAGUUCCCUGAUUGUGAAUUCUUCCUUUACGACACUAAUUCUUUAAGAUGCUUCCUACUCAGUUCAUGCCAUGAAGCUGAUUUCUACAACAACUGUGUGAGUGGUCCUGACCAUCCAUCCUUGUAUUUAUGCUCUGGAGGACCACAGCCCUCAACAUCAAGUUCACCACCUCCAUCAUCAACAACAUCCUCGUCCUCAACAACAGCCAGCAGUUCACCAACAACAACAACAUCAAACAGCUCAUCUAAUACAACAACAUCAGUAGAUACAACAACCAUAACUUCAACUUCUUCAACACAAAAGCCCAUUAAUGAUACAACAACAUCUGCUGUAAGCACUUCAACUCCAUCCUCCAACACCGCUGUUCUUAUCGGAGGCUCGAGUGGGGUUACGGAAGUGUAUCCCUGUAACCCUAAUAUUGCUGAUCAAGAGGCUAUCCUAAGAACUGGAUUAGGUGCCGCAGUGCUACAUGGAGACAUAUAUUACUGUGGAGGAUUUUCAGAGGAAGCUGAAACAUUUGGAUAUUUGAAGUCCUGCUUUAAAAGUUCUAAAGAUGGUUGGACUGAGAUUGGUGAAAUGAACCUUGCGAGAUCUUUCUUUUCAUUGAAUACAGUUGGAGACAAACUCAUCGCAGCAGGAGGGGUUGGAGAAAGGGGAUAUAUGGAUGACAUGAUAUCGUUUGAUGGCUCCUGGUCAUCUUAUGGACGAUUGUCUCCUGCAAGGAACAAACACUGUGCAGUUGCAAUCAGUGAAACAGAAAUAGUUUUUCUUGGAGGUGUGAACGAUGGAGAACUUGAUAAUGUUGAGAUGUUUAGUGAAAUCCAGGGCUGGACCACUUUACCGCAAAUGACAUCCACGAGGUAUUCGCAUGCUUGUGUUGUAUAUAAUGGAGAAAUUAUUGUGUCUGGCGGCCAUUCUCUCCGAGCAGAUCUAAAUAUUGUCGAAGCUUUGAAUCUGAGUUCUCUAGAAUGGAGAUCCCUGCCAUCUUUGAAUAAAACCAGGUCGUCUCAUACAAUGGAGGUUGUGAACGGUGAACUGAUGGUGUUCGGAGGAGUUGGAGGCCAGGAUAGUCUUGAGAUAUUGGAGGCAGAAGAAUGGAUACUGGAGGCGCUGGAGGGGAAACAUGUUUAUCAUGCAUCAGUUACCAUUCCAUACGAAUAGCUUCAUAAUAUGUAUUUUAAUAAAAAAAAUAUAAGAAAUGAUAAUUCAAUAA
This is a messenger RNA of Eurytemora carolleeae, 1685 nucleotides long. RefSeq lists its product as uncharacterized. The record is from RefSeq and is a predicted model, not a curated record. Bases 29 to 1633 code for a protein of 534 amino acids. Lineage: Eukaryota; Metazoa; Arthropoda; Copepoda; Calanoida; Temoridae. The transcript is spliced from 15 exons. Gene Ontology annotation, molecular function: protein binding.